Messenger RNA from Gossypium raimondii (Peruvian cotton), 1986 nucleotides. RefSeq names its product DEAD-box ATP-dependent RNA helicase 5. The record is from RefSeq and is a predicted model, not a curated record. NCBI's taxonomy places the organism in Eukaryota, Viridiplantae, Streptophyta, Magnoliopsida, Malvales, Malvaceae. Gene Ontology annotation, molecular function: ATP binding; RNA helicase activity; RNA binding. The transcript is spliced from 13 exons. Gene Ontology annotation, biological process: rRNA processing. The coding region runs from base 65 to 1759 and encodes 564 amino acids. Gene Ontology annotation, cellular component: nucleolus.
UUAACUUCCCACCUUGGAAAGUUUUCGGGUUUGGUUCUCUUUGUAGCGCUGUUUGAAAAAGAAGAUGACUCCAUCGAUAGAACAACUGACCCCAGAGACUACGAGCAAUCAAGCAUUCAACGCCAAGAAACAGGACAAGAAGAAGAAGAAGAAGAACAAAUUACCAAAAGCGGAAGAUCAAAUUGAAGAAAAUGUUAAGCAGAGUCACCAAGAGAACGAGGAAAUUCAACUAAAAAAGAGCAAGAAAGACAAGAAAAAGCGAAAGAAAGAAAAGGAAAACAACGAAGGUGAAUCCGAGGAAGUGAAUCACGAUGAAAGCGGUGAGGAGUCUAAGAAGGAAAAUAAGAAGAAGAAGCACAAAAAGCAGAAGAAAGAGGAAGAAAAUGGGGAUUCUAUUGAAACUGCAAAUGGUAAAGAAGACUCGGUUCAAUUUGAUGACAAGGAGAAGGUGGUAGUGAGUGGAAAAAACGCUGAAGAAGCGAAAUAUGCGCCGUUGAAAUCAUUUUCUAAUUCUAAGUUACCAAAAAAUGUUUUGGAUUGCUGCAAGGGUUUUUCUAGCCCAUCUCCUAUUCAAGCUCACGCCUGGCCCUUUUUAUUGGAUGGUCGUGAUUUUAUUGGAAUUGCAAAAACUGGAUCAGGCAAGACUUUGGCAUUUGGCGUACCGGCAAUGAUGCAUGUAUUGAACCAGCGAAAUGGUAAAUCCUCAAAAGGGAAGAAUCCGCUUUGCCUCGUACUUUCUCCUACAAGAGAGUUGGCUGAACAAAUAUUUAACGUUUUGUGUAAUGCUGGGCAAGCUUGUGAUGUCAAAUCCGUUUGUUUGUAUGGAGGAACAGCUAAAGGACCUCAGAUUUCUUCUUUAAAGUCUGGUGUUGAUAUUGUUAUUGGAACACCUGGUCGUUUGAAGGAUUUGAUGAAUAUGGAGGUGUGUCAGCUCAAUGAGGUAUCUUUUGUGGUUCUAGAUGAAGCUGAUCGAAUGCUUGACAUGGGAUUUGAAGAGGAUGUUCGCUUUAUAUUGGGAAAGACUUGUUCUGCUCGUCAGAUGGUAAUGUUCAGUGCUACAUGGCCUGCAGCGGUUCAUCGGUUAGCUCAGGAGUACAUGGACCCUAAUCCUGUUAAGGUUGUGAUUGGCUCAGAAGAUUUAGCUGCCAACCAUGAUGUUAUGCAGAUAGUUGAGGUUUUAGAUGAUCGUGCACGUUAUGAGCGAUUGACUGCUUUGCUCAAGAAAUACCAUGAAUCUCAGAGGAAUAGAGUGUUGGUAUUUGUCUUGUACCAGGCAGAAGCUGAUCGAAUUGAAAAUAUGCUUAAGAGAAGUGGCUGGAAUGUUGUUUCUAUACAUGGUCGCAAAGCGCAAAAUGAACGCACUAAGGCACUAUCAUUAUUUAAGAAAGGAAGCUGUCCUUUGAUGGUAGCUACAGAUGUGGCUGCUAGAGGAUUGGAUAUUCCAGAUGUUGAAGUAGUGAUCAAUUAUAGUUUUCCUCUCACUACAGAGGAUUAUGUACACCGGAUAGGGAGGACUGGAAGAGCUGGUAGGAAGGGUGUUGCUCACACAUUCUUUACACAGCAAAAUAAGGGACUUGCUGGAGAACUGGUAAAUGUUCUAAAAGAAGCUGGGCAGGUUGUACCACCUGCAUUAUUGAAAUUUGGAACUCAUGUAAAGAAAAAGGAGUCCAAGCUAUAUGGGGCUCACUUCAAGGAAAUAGCUGCUGAUGCUCCAAAGGCUAAAAAAAUAACAUUUGAUGACUCGGAUGAUGAAAACUGACUCACAUGGCCUGCAGUAAAAUAUGUAGAAUUGGUUAAUAGAAACUGGUACACACUAUUUUUAAUUUUAUGAUUUUCCACCAUAUUUAUUUCCUUUUUUUUAACCGGUUUUGUUAAAGCAUCAAUUGAUCUUUAAUAUUCAUCAUUCUGUUGUUAGUAUAAAACCUAGAUUUGCUUAUUUUCAUUGAUUUAUACUCAUUUGGCAGUAAAGUGCGCACUUAUUUUCCA